Rattus rattus (black rat) is the source of this 993-nucleotide messenger RNA. Its product is annotated as vomeronasal type-1 receptor 4-like. The record is from RefSeq and is a predicted model, not a curated record. Bases 31 to 993 code for a protein of 320 amino acids. Gene Ontology annotation, biological process: G protein-coupled receptor signaling pathway. Gene Ontology annotation, molecular function: pheromone receptor activity. Gene Ontology annotation, cellular component: membrane. The transcript has a single exon. NCBI's taxonomy places the organism in Eukaryota, Metazoa, Chordata, Mammalia, Rodentia, Muridae.
AUUACUCCAUUGUCAAAUGAAACCAUCUCCAUGGUGUCUCAAAAUAAAACCCUGAAAUUCAGAGAGGAAGUGGCUCUUCAGAUCCUUUUGCUUUGCCAGUCUGGGGUUGGGACUGUGGGUAACAUCAUUCUGUUUCUUCAUAAUUUUGUUCUAGUUUUGACUGACUCUCAACUGAAGCCCAAUCAUGUCAUUCUAUCAAACUUAGCUGUUGCCAAUAUCUUAAUUCUCUUCCUCUUGACGUUUACAAACACUUUGGCAGUUUUGGCUCCAAGGAAGCCUCCAAAAAACCUCACAUGUAAACUUACAUACUUCUUUUACAUGGUGGCUCGAAGCACAAACAUGUGCUCCACCUGUGCCCUGAGCAUUUACCAGUUUGUCACUCUUGUUCCUGGUAACUUGACUAGGGUCAUGCUCAGAGAAAUAUCUCCCAAGGUCAUGAAAUAUUCUUGUUACAGUUGCUGGUUGUUCAGUGUCUUAAAUAAUGCUUACAUUCCAAUGAAUGUCAGUGGUCCACAGAAAACAAAUAAUGACACUGAUUCUAUGGGUAAGUGGGUCUGCACCAUCUCUGGUUUCAGUGUUGGCAUGAGUUUCUUGCGGUUUGUCCAGGAUACUAUAUUUAUCAGCACCAUGGUCUGGACCAGUGUGUCCAUGGUCAUUCACUUAAACAGACACCACCAGAGAAUAUAUUACAUACACAACCCCAAUAAGGACCACAGAGGUUAUGCUGAGACCAGAGCAGCAAACACCAUCCUGAUGCUGGUGGUCACAUUUGUGACUUUUUAUCUUCUAGAUUGUAUUUGUACUUUUUUUCACAUUUCUUUUGUGAACACUCGUUUCUGGUUGAGGCAUGUCAAAGAAAUUCUGACUGUUAGCUUCCCCACCAUUUCUCCCUUAAUGUUGAUCUUUAGGAAUCCUAGGGGUCCUUGCCCUGUACCCUUCAUUGUGGGACUACAAAGCCAUGUGACUGGGGUAGCCAGUCCGGAGCAAGAGUGA